Molecule: messenger RNA, 1548 nt
Organism: Cyphellophora attinorum
Lineage: Eukaryota; Fungi; Ascomycota; Eurotiomycetes; Chaetothyriales; Cyphellophoraceae
Exons: 1
Coding region: 1-1548 (515 amino acids)
Source: RefSeq, a predicted model, not a curated record
AUGGCCGAGCCACGCUACAUUGAGUAUCUUCCAGACAAGCGUGCCACGGCAAGGGCGCGUGGGCUCCAGAUUGCUCAAAUACGCUCUCACACCGCGACAGUACACCACGCGAGAAGGGCUCGACAGCGCCACAGUCCUGUUGGUCAGCAGUUCCGACCACAACUUACAUGUUCUGUGUGCUCGAAUGCUGUGCUCCCGGUCCAGGAAGAAGUGCCCCUUCAGCCUGGCCGUCGAAGGACACGCAGCAAUGAGGAGUCGCUCCUUAAAGACGAUGAAGCAGAGGAAACCGACAGUCAACUCGCGAGCACAGAUAGUGUACCCUUGGAAACCAGCCUCACAUGCUUCCCAGAUUAUUUCGGUGCCGUACGCUGGGCGUGCGAGUCCAUCGACUACUACAACAACGCGGACAUACCCUUCCAUGACACUGCGACCCGUGUGUUCAAUGUUCGGAAUGUCAUGGCCGAGCUGUUCAACAGCGCUUUCGUACAUCAAGUGAGCACUCAUAGCGCCGUGGCGUUCUCUGAGUACCUUCUCGAUCGGCAACGUCGGCCUGGUCUUUCGCCUUCGGCUACGGUGCUGAAAAACUUGACUGUAGCAAUAUCGAGGCUGCGGAAUUAUUUGUUGCCCCUAGACGGACCUCCGGACGAUGGAGCACUCCUCGGGGUCUUGUCGAUUGUUGUAGUCGCACAACUCAUGGGCGAUGCUGAUGCUGUGCAUCUGCACAACAAGAGCCUCCUACCACUGGUCCAGGCCCGUGGCGGCAUUAACAAUCUCGGCAUUGAUUCACUAUUGCGAGUGGGACUGCUGCAGUAUGAGUCGACAUGGAAUGCACCUCUUGGCACGGCGAAAGCCAGAGUCAUUUUGUUUCCUGAGGCCAGAGCUCCAAGCGACCCCUUGCCCGCGCGGCUGUCUCCCUCAAUGCCGCUCGUGGACUCUGAUGGACUCGCGUUGGCAGUGCCUUUGGGCUUUCGGAGAUUGAGGAGAUAUCUCUCACUAUCGACAGUUGAAGCCAUUGCCCGAACAGCACGUAUCGUCGCCACCGGGGGGUCCAUGGUGUCUCUUCCUGGAUCUGCGAAUACCCAAUAUCGGGACUUCUGGGAAACAUGUCCAUGUUUACGCAUCGAAGAGGUCCCAGGCGUUCCCUCAAAUCUCGAGAAAGUGGUCGUGCUUGCGCUCAUCCUGUACUGCAUGAGCGCAUUCUACGUAGGCCCUCGGAGUGUCUCGAUGACAUACACAGGCUUUCGUGAUGUUCUGGGUGUGUGUCUUCGCAGCCGGUGCACAGCAGCAAACACUGAAGAUGAGUCGGCGGCAUUAGCCUGGUGCUGCAUGUGCCUGGUCGAGUCCUGGUACAGUCCUGCCAAGAAGACUUGGCCGCCACCGGGCAGAUCGUUGAUUGAGGAAAUGAAGCGGGGCUUUCCACAAUAUCAUGGUCGCGUUGAUGAGUUGACUGCUACGCUGAGACUGUUCUUCAUCUCGGACGACAUCGAAAGGCGGAUGCGCGUGUAUUGGACUACGGAGGAUGUGGAAGCUCUAGGCACCAGACCGUAA